This is a messenger RNA of Ochotona curzoniae (black-lipped pika), 443 nucleotides long. It is a transcript of the gene SCGB1A1, whose product is annotated as secretoglobin family 1A member 1. The record is from RefSeq and is a predicted model, not a curated record. The coding region runs from base 43 to 321 and encodes 92 amino acids. The transcript is spliced from 3 exons. Gene Ontology annotation, biological process: signal transduction. NCBI's taxonomy places the organism in Eukaryota, Metazoa, Chordata, Mammalia, Lagomorpha, Ochotonidae. Gene Ontology annotation, cellular component: cytoplasm.
CACCAGAUCCAGAGACCACCCAGAACCUGCCCUUUCUGCACCAUGAAGCUUGCCAUCACCUUCGUGCUGGCCAUGCUGGCUCUCUACUGCAGUCCUGCAUCUGCAGGCAACAUCUGCCCAGCCUUCGCCCACGUCAUUGAGAGCCUCCUCUUGGGCGUGACCUCCGACUACGAGACGUCCCUGAAGCCCUUCAACCUUGAAGACAGCUUGAAGGACUCAGGGAUGCAGAUGAAGAAAGUGCUGGACACCUUACCCCAGAAGACCAGAGAGGACAUCAUGAGGCUCACGGAGAAGAUCGUAAAUAGCCCACAGUGCGCUUAGGAUGGGAGAACCCCAGGCGGACGCCCUCCACCUGCCAAAGCCCCUUGCCCCAGCCCACACCCCCUUGAUCCUUCUCCUUCCCCCAGCCAGUCCCUGUGUCCUUCAAUAAACUACAAGCAUGU